AUGUCUCUGCAACCCGGUUCGAGUUCGUCGACGAGGAGAAAAAUGUAUAAAACUGGAAUUGAUGCAGAAGACAGUCGGAGAAGGAGGGAAAAAGAGCUCGUCGGCAUCAGAAAAAUCAAACGUCACACCGCUCUUCUCAAGAAACGAGAAGAGACACGCUCCUCCUCCGAUACCCUGCUGGACUAUGUUGGUGAGAUAGUGAAACGUGUAUGUGAUGAGUACCCUCACAAACAAUUGGAGGCAGCUGCUCACAUAAGAGCUAUUCUAACACUUGACGACCCAGCCCCUCCGGUUGAUGAGUUCGUUAAGCAUGGUAUUCUCCCUCGCUUUCUGGAGUUAUUGUCAAGGGAAGAUGCACCCUAUUUGCAGGUAGAAGUUCUGUGGGUUAUAUCCGAUUUUGUUUCCACAUCACCCCAACACAAAAGUGCUGUCGUUGAAGUUGGUGGUGUUCCUCUCUUGAUCAAUCUUCUCUCUAGUACCCAUGAUGACAUCAGAGAAGAGGCAAUGUGGAUUUUAGGAACCAUUGUUGGUGACUCCCCAGAGUAUAGGGAUCUUGUUCUUAGCCAUGGUGCUCUCAUGCCAUUAUUAUGUCAGUUGCAACCACAUGCAUCAUUGUAUAUACUGAGACCUGCUACAUGGUGUUUAUCUGUUUUGUUCCUUGGAAUUCCUCCAGUAAAAUUUGAACAGGUAAAGACUGUCUUACCUGCUCUUGAGCGACUCAUCCAUGCGACCGAUGAAGAUGUUUUAACAGAUACAUGUUGGACUUUGGCUUACCUUUCGGAUGAUCAUAUUGAGAAUAUUGAAGCUAUUAUUGAAUUAGGAAUUUGCCAAAAACUUGUGCAACUUCUUCAGUAUCCAUCAAAUGGAGUUAUUCUGCCUGCACUUGAGGCUUUAGGAAAUAUUGCUGCUGCUGGUGAGGCUCAGACGCAGUUUGUGAUCGAUAACCAGUUGCUCCCGUGUCUUCACCAACUUCUCACGCGUGAAUACACAAAAAACAUAUUUAAAGAAGCUAGUUGUAUAAUCGCAGUUAUCACAUCUAGGACUCCAGCUCAGAUACAGGCUGUGAUCGAUGCCAACAUUAUUCCUUGUCUUGUUAACGUUGUCCAUAAUGCUGAGUUUGAGGUGAAGAAGGAGGCUGCCUGCGCGAUCUUCAAUGUCACCUCUAAAGGAUCUGAUGACAAUAUCAGGGUCCUUGCGGCUGAGGGUUGCAUUGAGGCACUAUGUCAACUCUUGACCUGUCCAGACCCAAAGCUUGUGACAGUUUGUCUGGACGGGCUGAUGAACAUUUGGGCAGUUGGAGAAGCUAACAAGGACGAUAAUGGCAAUAUUUUUGCUCAAAGGGUUCAGGAAUGUGGAGGAUUGGACAAGAUUGAAACGUUGCAUCUUCAUGAGAAUAACGAGAUUCAUACGAAAGCUCUGUGGUUUUCGGAUUGCUUUCGACCAGAGAAUGAUGAGUUGGAAGAUACGGAUAUGAGCGUGAGCUUGCUUGAUUUUUUCAAUCGGAGUAAACCAACCUAACACCUCAUUCAUCAUCGUAUAACAUGCGCUCACAAAACACAAUUGCAGAAUAUGUCUUGCAUUGUGUCAACGUAUAAGAUGAUGGUUCAAUUUCAUUUAUGUCAUCUAGUGUUGAUAAUGUGUUGUGCCAAUAUAUUUUUGUUGCCGUUUGUUUAGAAAGUUUAAACUUGUGUUGUUGACAUUUAGAAAAUUUUGUGUAUGAAUUAAUGUGAACCUGGGAUA
Messenger RNA from Vigna unguiculata (cowpea), 1740 nucleotides. RefSeq names its product importin subunit alpha-4-like. Lineage: Eukaryota; Viridiplantae; Streptophyta; Magnoliopsida; Fabales; Fabaceae. Gene Ontology annotation, cellular component: cytoplasm. Gene Ontology annotation, biological process: protein import into nucleus. Gene Ontology annotation, molecular function: nuclear import signal receptor activity; protein binding. The record is from RefSeq and is a predicted model, not a curated record.